Gallus gallus (chicken) is the source of this 8999-nucleotide messenger RNA. RefSeq names its product ATPase plasma membrane Ca2+ transporting 4 (gene ATP2B4). Gene Ontology annotation, cellular component: membrane; intracellular membrane-bounded organelle. The record is from RefSeq and is a predicted model, not a curated record. Lineage: Eukaryota; Metazoa; Chordata; Aves; Galliformes; Phasianidae. Bases 2020 to 5736 code for a protein of 1238 amino acids. The transcript has 22 exons. Gene Ontology annotation, biological process: regulation of cytosolic calcium ion concentration; calcium ion transmembrane transport. Gene Ontology annotation, molecular function: ATP hydrolysis activity; P-type calcium transporter activity; PDZ domain binding.
GGGCGGCCCGCGGAAGGAGCGCGCGGCUUUCGCCUUCCAUAACGCCGCAGCUGCUGCGGGGUCGUCUGUUGGAGAGAGAAGGGGGCCGUCGGUUGGGAGGAAGGCACGGGGCCGGUGCGGCAGGUGGGAGGGAGCGGGGGGGGCUGGGGGUCCUUUUCCCGUCGGAAUUUGGGGAGCGUGGGGGCCACGCGCAUCACCCAGAUCUGAGUGGAUCGCGGAGAGCGGAGUGGUUCGGGGGUGGCCGUGACACCCCGGGUCUGUGCGAACUCGGGGGAGGGUCGGUGAGGAGGGGGGAGCGCUCCGGCUGUAACCGCCGCCCGCCACUUGUUGCUGCCCUUGGGGAACGGGGGAGCGCGGGGGGGGCUGCGCGGCGUUCCCGCGUGGCAGAGCAGCGUGGGGGGGGUGGGGGGGGAAGGCGGGCACAGCGCGUGGAUGCGGCCGGAGGGAAGGGCAGAGCAGCGCGGGCUGCGGGGUUGGGGGGGAGCGCCUUGCGGCAGUCCGGGAGCAGCGCCGGGAGGUACCGCAGGGGCGGCUCCCCCUCAGCCCGGGGCAGGAGCCGCUCCCCGCCUGCGGCAGCGCCGGGUGGGGCGGGGGCCGCGGGCACGGCCCGGACCGCGGGGCCGCAUGGCCCCCCUCUUCCUGGUCGUUCUGGAUGCGGGCGGGGAGGGAGCGGGGGGAGGGACAAUGGGUUAUUGUCCUCUUAUCUCCGGAGACCUGAGGGCGGGGGGGGGUGCUCGGCUUGCAGACCUGUUUGCGCCUCGGGGCGGGGCGGGGGCACCUCUCUGCAUUCCCGCCCCCAAACGGGCGCAGCGCUCCCGGUAACCGCUUGUGUUGGCUGCGCGGCUACAGCCGCCGCGCUCGAUGUGAGCGCCGAAACGCACCUGAAUCGUUAAACAGCGAACGGGAGGGGCUGACGCCGCCGCCUCCCCCCGCUCCCAGCCCAGCGCGAUCCUGUGGUGGCCGUCCCCGAGCGCUGCCCCGCGGGUUGCAGCCUCCCACGAGCCGCCCGCCGCUGUGCGGGGCUCUGUGCUCCGCAGCGCUCUGCGCUGAGCAUCGCCGUAUCCGCUCGUGCGGCGCUCCGGCCGCGGGUUGAGCGGCUGCGGGGAGGGACCGCUGCGCUCUGCCAUUGUUGUGCGGCAGAAAGCAGUGGGGUGGAGCCGUGUGUGAGGAAUUCCCCCUUCCCCGGGGCCUUCCCUGGCUGCUGCCGUGCCCUGGGAGCUGCGCGCACCCUCUCAGCCUCCCUUAGUUCUCUCCAUUCUCCCUGAUCGUCUCCCUCUCUCUCUCUCUCUCUUUCUUUUUUUUUUUUAAUUUGUGCGUAUAUAAAUAUAUCCUUGUGUUUGUACAUACAUGUAAUGUAUUUCUCCUUGCUAUGCUGUGAGCUCAGUUUGCUCGCAGCAUUUCCACCGCCUGUUGCUGCAGUGCCGUGAGCAGCCCGCAGGGAUUUGCUGCCCUGCGCUGCAGGCACCGCUGCUGCUGGCUGCUCCCCUUCUGCAGCUCUACUCUGGGGUUCCCCCCCAGCCUGGAUCCCUCCCUGCUGUGUUCUGCAAGUCCCUGCUGCUUCCUGAGCCCUGUGGAAGCUGCGCUGCUCAGUACAGCCGGAAUGAUGGAUGCAGGUCCGUAGGGGUGGCUGCUGCAGUGCAAGGAAGUGAUGCUGCCUCCCAAAUUCCUCUGCCUUGUUGGAGGCUUCUGGAAUUGGAUCCCAGGGCUGCAGCAUAAGAACGGGAUGCUGCUGCCUGAUGGCUGGUUGAGAUGGACGGAGACAGUGGUGUUGCUUCUAUUGUACAGCUCCAGUUGCUGUGGUAUCCAGGGAGCCCUCCUCCUCCAGCAGGAGAUGCAUGCCGGCUGUUGCUAAGGUUGCCUCCGCGGUAACAUGCACAUCCUGUUUACACCUUCAUCCGGAGGACUCGGGCUUGGCUAGAGGUACUGCUGCACCCAGCCCACCCCAAGGGACGGGGACAUCGUUGGGGCUGCCCCCAACUCCCCUCGAAAGCGAACCUUCGUGGCCGUGUCCUCGGCAAGAUGACGAACAACGUGGCCGACCACCACCCCGGGAACUCGGUUGCUGAAGGCAACCAUGAGGGGGACUUUGGUUGCUCCAUGGUGGAGCUCAGGAAUCUCAUGGAGCUGCGGAGUGCUGAGGCGGUCGCCCGGAUCAGCGACUCCUAUGGCGGCGUGCAGACUGUCUGCAAGAGGCUGAAGACAUCGCCGGUUGAAGGUCUGUCUGGGAACCCAACUGACCUGGAGAAGAGGAGGCAGGUGUUUGGCCAGAACUUCAUUCCUCCCAAGAAAGCCAAGACGUUCCUGCAGUUAGUGUGGGAGGCACUCCAGGACGUCACCCUGAUCAUCUUGGAAAUAGCAGCCAUAAUCUCCCUGGGGCUGUCGUUCUACCAUCCUCCAGGUGGCGACAAUGAAUUGUGUGGGCAGUCGUCGGGUGGCGUGGAGGAUGAGGGCGAGGCGCAGGCCGGCUGGAUCGAGGGGGCAGCCAUCCUGUUUUCAGUCAUCAUCGUGGUGCUGGUGACCGCCUUCAAUGACUGGAGCAAAGAGAAGCAAUUCCGUGGCCUCCAGAGCCGCAUUGAGCAAGAACAGAAGUUCACAGUGAUCCGCAAAGGGCAGGUGAUCCAGAUCCCUGUGGCAGAGAUUGUGGUGGGAGACAUCGCGCAGAUCAAGUACGGUGACCUCUUGCCAGCGGAUGGCAUCCUGAUCCAAGGGAACGACCUGAAAAUAGAUGAGAGCUCGCUGACUGGAGAAUCUGACCAAGUCAAAAAAUCACUUGAUAAAGACCCCAUGCUGCUGUCAGGUACCCAUGUGAUGGAGGGCUCCGGGCGGAUGGUGGUGACUGCAGUGGGAAUCAACUCCCAGACAGGAAUCAUCUUCACUCUGUUGGGUGCGGGAGAAGGAGAUGAGGAAAAGAAGGUGAAGAAAGGUAAAAAAACUGGAGCCCCUGAAAAUCGCAACAAAGCUAAAACUCAGGAUGGUGUGGCCUUAGAGAUCCAACCCCUGAAGAGCCAGGAAGGGGUGGAAAAUGAGGAGAAGGAGAAGAAGAAGGUGAAGGUGCCCAAGAAGGAGAAGUCUGUGCUCCAAGGGAAGCUGACACGCCUGGCGGUCCAGAUUGGGAAGGCAGGGCUGAUCAUGUCGGCCAUCACAGUGAUCAUCUUGGUGCUGUACUUUGUCAUCGACACCUUUGGGGUGCAGCGUCGGCCCUGGCUGGCAGAGUGCACCCCUAUCUACAUCCAGUACUUUGUCAAAUUCUUCAUCAUCGGUGUCACCGUGCUGGUAGUGGCUGUGCCUGAGGGACUCCCACUGGCAGUCACCAUCUCCCUAGCCUACUCAGUGAAGAAAAUGAUGAAGGACAACAACCUUGUGAGGCACUUGGAUGCUUGUGAGACCAUGGGUAAUGCCACCGCCAUCUGCUCAGACAAGACUGGCACACUCACCAUGAACCGAAUGACUGUGGUGCAGGCUUAUGUGGGGGACACUCACUACCGCCAGAUCCCUGACCCUGAAGCCAUCCUGCCCAAGGUCCUGGACCUCAUUGUGAAUGGUGUUGCCAUCAAUUCUGCCUACACAUCCAAGAUCCUGCCACCAGAGAAGGAAGGGGGGCUACCCCGGCAAGUGGGGAACAAGACAGAAUGUGCCUUGCUGGGCUUCGUGCUGGACCUGAAGCAGGAUUAUCAGGCCGUGCGGAAUGAGGUGCCGGAGGAGAAGCUCUACAAGGUCUACACCUUCAACUCGGUGCGCAAGUCCAUGAGCACGGUGCUCAAGAACAGCGACAACAGCUUCCGCAUGUACAGCAAGGGAGCCUCUGAGAUCAUCCUCCGCAAGUGCACCAAGAUCCUGGACAAGAAUGGUGACCCCCGGAUGUUCAAAGUGAAGGAUCGGGAUGAGAUGGUGAAGAAGGUGAUUGAGCCCAUGGCAUGCCACGGGCUGCGGACCAUCUGCCUGGCCUUCCGUGACUUUCCUGCUGACGCUGAGCCCGACUGGGACAGUGAGAAUGAGAUCCUGUCUGACCUGACCUGCAUUGCUGUGGUGGGAAUAGAGGACCCUGUGCGGCCAGAGGUGCCAGAUGCCAUCCUGAAGUGCCAGCGUGCAGGCAUCACUGUCCGCAUGGUGACUGGGGAUAACAUCAACACUGCCCGUGCCAUUGCCACCAAGUGUGGCAUCCUGCUGCCUGGAGAGGACUUCCUGUGCCUGGAGGGGAAGGAGUUCAACCGGCUCAUCCGCAACGAGAAGGGCGAGGUGGAACAGGAGCAGCUGGACAAGAUCUGGCCCAAGCUGCGCGUGCUGGCCCGCUCGUCCCCAACAGAUAAACACACACUUGUCAAAGGAAUUAUUGACAGCACUGUUGGUGACCAGCGGCAGGUGGUGGCUGUCACCGGGGAUGGGACCAAUGAUGGCCCUGCUCUGAAGAAAGCUGAUGUUGGAUUUGCUAUGGGCAUUGCAGGCACUGAUGUUGCAAAGGAGGCUUCAGACAUCAUCCUGACGGAUGACAACUUCACCAGCAUUGUCAAGGCAGUGAUGUGGGGUCGCAACGUCUAUGACAGCAUCUCCAAGUUCCUGCAGUUCCAGCUGACUGUUAACGUGGUGGCUGUCAUUGUGGCUUUCACGGGCGCCUGCAUCACGCAGGAUUCUCCCCUGAAAGCUGUGCAGAUGCUGUGGGUGAACCUGAUCAUGGACACCUUUGCCUCCUUAGCCCUGGCCACGGAGCCCCCGUCUGAGUCCCUGCUGCUCCGCAAGCCGUAUGGCCGCAACAAGCCACUCAUCUCCCGCACCAUGAUGAAGAACAUCCUGGGACACGCUGUGUACCAGCUGACUAUCAUUUUCACGCUGCUUUUUGUGGGGGAGAAGCUGUUUGACAUUGACAGUGGCCGGAAUGCCCCAUUGCAUUCCCCACCCACCGAGCACUACACCAUCGUCUUCAACACAUUCGUCAUGAUGCAAUUAUUCAAUGAGAUCAAUGCACGCAAGAUCCAUGGGGAGAGGAAUGUGUUUGAGGCCAUCUACCGCAACCCCAUCUUCUGCACAGUGGUGCUGGGGACGUUUGCAGCCCAGAUCAUCAUUGUGGAGUUUGGUGGGAAGCCAUUCAGCUGCUCUGGGCUCACCCUGAGCCAGUGGUUCUGGUGUAUAUUUAUUGGAGUGGGAGAGCUCCUCUGGGGCCAGCUGAUCUGCACAGUCCCCACCAGCCACCUGAAGUUCCUGAAGGAAGCUGGGCAUGGCAUCACCAAGGAGGAGAUCCCAGAGGAAGAGCUGCCAGAGGAUGUGGAUGAGAUAGACCAUGCUGAGAUGGAGCUGCGGCGUGGGCAGAUCUUGUGGUUCAGGGGUCUCAACAGGAUACAAACACAGAUGGACGUAGUUUACACAUUCCAGACCGGCGCCUCCUCUUUGCAGGGAGCCCUCAGGAGACAGCCUUCCAUCGUGAGCCAGCACCACGAUAUCAAGGUGGUGAAUGCGUUCCGUAGCUCCUUGUACGAAGGCCUCGAGAAACCUGAGUCCAGAAGCUCCAUCCAUAACUUCAUGACUCACCCAGAGUUCAUCCUGGAGGAAGAUGAGCCUCGAACACCAUUCCUUGACAGUGCUGAAGAUGACCCCAAGACCGACGGACUCAAAAAGCGAGGUGGGGGCAGCCUGGGUGGAUCUUCAUCCCUCAACAGAAAUAACAACGCAGUGGACAGUGAUCAAACCGAGGUCAACUUUGCGGAGCCUGAAAGCCUCUUUCACAGCUUGGAGACAUCGGUUUGACCUUAGAACUUCGACCCCCCCCCCCCCUCCUCACCCCCACUGCCCUCCUUCUCCUCCACCUUUGCCCCACGUCCAGUGUGAUGUUGACAUCAAUAACUGGUCACACGCUGCAGUCACUUCGUGUCAAACUGCUCAUAAGUAUAUCAUUUGGGGUUGUUUUGUUUUGUUUUUUACUAUGAUUUAGCUGUGGGAACCAGAGUACCAUGAUGCUUAGUAUUAGAAGAGGAGGCAUUGUGCAUCUUCACCCCUAAUUUUCAGUGGUACUCGCCCAAGUGAAACAGCCAGGUUAUUUCCUCUCUGAGAGUUGGGCUCCAUGUGUCUGCAGGGGGUUUUCACAUUGAAAAAUGCAUGUUCCAAGGAAGCUCGAAUUGUUGUAGUCUUACAUGCACGGCCCCUGCCUGAGGGCUGAGGUGCACUUGUGACUUUCUUUUCCACUUGUGGUUUUUAAGGUUUUCUUCCAAUGUCAGGGGUUUGUUCUUUGCUUGUGGGAUUUGUCCCCCAGUUGCUUCACAGUGGGAAGUUGGGGGAGUUAGCACUGUAGUGCAAAAAGCUUAAAAAAACAAACAAACAUAAAAUAACAAAAAAAAAAAAAAAGAAACAUGGGGGAAAAAAAAACAGUCAGGAGGAAGGUGUUUACUCACAGGUUGCUCAGACAGGGAUGUACACCAGUCUUCCACCUUGACAAAUGGUACCCAGCCUUUACAGCUCCUCCUCUUGUGUGCAUGCAUUGCUGUGUUUCCAAAGCAGUCUCUGGUAGACAAGGAAUGAAGGUGACUUGGCAUGGAUGUGAGGGCUUGAUUUUUAUUUUUUCCUUUUUUUUUUUGUUUUGUUUUGUUUUUCUCCCCACCAUGAAGUAAGGUGGAGGUGAAUGGCAGUUCAAGUGUGGUGAAGAAAAAACAGAUGGCAGUGAGAAACGGGGUGCUUUCUUUUGGAGGAGCUGAAGGAAUGCAUCUCUUUUGCUCAUGAACACCUGUGCAAUAUUUUGGUGAGAGCUAUGGGAAGCUGUAGCAGCUCCCAUUGUCAGAAGCAGAGGGACUUCUGCAUGUUUUGUAUUGUCUGUACUCCUCCUGGGCUGAGUAAUCCUCAGCCUUUUAGUGAAAGCUGUGUUAGGUGCUGAGGAACCCAGAGGAUGCUCCAGCUGUACUCACCACCUCUGCGUGUCACUUCAAAGUGUGAAUGGAGAAUAAAUGUGGUUGGUGUAGCUGGGGCAGCUCUCAGAUCAUAAGAAGGACAAGUUGGGUUUUGCCCUAGAAGGGAAGGGAUCUCUGUGGCCAUGGGGAGGCCCACUGGUUUCCACAGCACUCCUGCAGCUGACGUUGGUGCUGGGUCGGUUGGUCAACUGCAGCUCUUCCAACAGAAGUGCUGUGGGCCUUGCUUGCUGGAGGUCAUCUCCUCACCCCGCGUCCUGUCUCCCCUUGGUCUAUAGUAACUAUUCCUCUGCAGGGUGAGAGCCUUGGGUUGUGGAGCACGUGUCCCAUGUGUCCUGGCUCUAGCUAUCUUGUCCAAGCCAAGAGUGGGCCAGAGCAGUAGGCAGGAUUUUGCUUUGCUUGGGCUUAGUUUCUUUCCCUGUGAGUGCACCCUUGGUUGUUGUCCCUCAGUGCGUAGGGCUGAAAAGAGCUCUGCUGCCUUCUGUCCCUUGUCCCAAUUGGUUUGGUUGGAAGCAGAGAGAACAUGGCAGUAACUAGCUGUACUGUCUGCCCGGCCUCUGUCCCUGUAGGUGUCUGUGAGGGCGUGGGCUGGCUGAUUUAGUUGGCUGGUUUCUUCUUUUCUUUCCUUUAAGAACGCACAGCAGAAUCUCCCGUGCCUUCUCUGAGCACUGCCUGCAGCACCGCCUGCCACGCGAGGGCCCACUACUUUGCCAAGAAAUAAGUGUUCCUUAAUGACAACAGCAAAAACCAAGUGUCUUUGUUUUGUUUCCAGCCCAGCACUGACCCAUCCCUUCCUUGGGGUGGAAGGAGGGAAGGACCCAGGCGCCGAGGUCAGGCCCUGCUGCCCUGCCUGGCGCUGCCAAGGGGGGGAUGAAGGCUGGGCUCAGUACACUGCCAGAAGCGAGGAGAAAUUUCCACCACUGCCCAUCUCAAUUGCAGAUUCAGUGUUGAGACACCAGCCCUGCCCACGCAGACAAACCCGUUGCUGUCCUCCCCUUCCUCUGCAUGUGAGAUGAAUGAACACCGUGGGCAGGAUGGGGCGCAGCGUGCCUGGCUGUACGGCGGUGGUGGGGAAGGGGUGUUCAUGGGGUUUGGUUCCAUACUGAAGGUGACAUUGCUUGAAAGAUCACUUUUUUUCUAUUUUAAAUACUUGCAAAAAAAAAAAAAGAGGCUUACAUAAAUAUUUAUUGUAUGUGCUGGGGGGGGGAAGGUACUAUUUCUUUUUCAUUUUUUUUUUCUUUCUUUUUUUUUUUUUAUUACCUCAGACCUACUUUAAAAACAAAUGGGAAAACCAAAAAAAGACUUAAACCAAUGGAAAACAACACAAAGCCAACUCUGGAGGUGCUUAAUUCCCUCCCAGAGGCCUGUGACCAGCAGGUUGCCAUAGGGGUCUGGUUGUUCAUUAGUUGAUACUUUCUUGUUGUUCUAGUUUCCAUAUUAGGAGGGGGUGGGGUGGGGAAAUGAUUAUCUAUAAAUAUUAUGCAAAAAAAAAAGUCUAGUUUUCUUUAGAUCAGAAACUGAUAUUUUUACGUCAGCCAUAUGUAUUUUGUUUAAAGUAAAGAAAUAAAAAUAAAAAUCUUAGGGUCCUGCAUCUGCAGCGGCUCCUGACUGCACAAUGGCAAUUCCCAGUGACGGCGUAUUGCCAUCAAUGCCAGUCAGCCUCCUUUUCUCUGAGCAGCCAUCUUUAUACUAGAUGUUAGUUGGAUGACAAUUUUUUUUUAAUAUAUAUAUAUAUAUAUAUAUAUAAAUUAUGUUGGUAAGGCUGGUUGCUUAAGGUAAAGCAUUUGUGCAUACAUCUUUCAUGUAAAGUAUUUUUUCCUACUUAGUUUCAGUGAUAUCCUGGCAGCAGAUGACUUUGGGUUAAGUUAUUGAGGACAUUAUAAAAACAAAACAAAAAAACUCAAACAUUUGGGGAGAUGGGCGCUCUGCUGGAGAGGCAUGGGCAGCAGCAUGGACUGUGGGGACUCUGCAACAUGCCUUGGAAGAGGGGGAGAUUUUCUUUUUUGCUUUCUUUGAACUGUGAUGAGUGCCAUUGCUGGACAGGAACUGAAGUCGUACCGUGAUGUGUGUUAACUUGCCUUGGAAUGCUUCGUUAUUAAAACACUCUGAACAUAA